AACGGUCUCUGGUAACUGGCCACGAAAGCACCACUAGUCCAGGCGGCACUGUGCUUGGCAGGCCGAGAGAGGAACAGAAAUAGUGAUUGGGCAGUUUAGAUUUUUUUAAAAUAACAAAUAGGUAAAUGCAUACGCAAAGCUUCGAGCAGACGAAGGAAGGUGCCGAAAUAAAGGCAAUGAAAUUGCAUGCAGCAACCACAGUCACCAACUGAAACAGCGCCGUCGGGCGUUGGUAAAUUGCAGCGACGCGGACGUCAGUGAAAGCAUGCGGUGUAGAGCUGCUGCGGCAGUGCUGAUGUUGAAUUGUUGUUAGCUGUGUGAGCUAGCGAGCAGCAUACUGUGUCUUCAAGGACGAAAACCGGUGACAUCCUCUGUAAAUUCAUCAGACAUGGUGCAACCAGACGUUUUCACAAAGGUCCGUUGCUGGUGCGUCAUAUAGAAAAGCAGGGAUGGAGGUUGUGGUGUCCUUCGGAGCACAGGACAACGUUCUGCUGGCCAACAGCUCGGAGCAGGGGGCCAACCGAUGGAAGCACCCGGGGGAAGAUUCCGAUCGCAGCUCCAGUCCUUAUGUCCUUCGCUCUGUUGCUACCACCUGGAAGGAGGGCCUUCUGAACAGGAAGCGGCCAUUCGUGGGCAGGUGCUGUCACUCAUGCACGCCUCAGAGUCAGGAAAGGCUCUUCAACCCUAGCAUCCCCUCCCUUGGCCUGCGUAACGUGAUUUACAUUAAUGAAACGCACACCAGGCAUCGGGGCUGGCUGGCUAGGCGGCUGAGCUAUGUGCUGUUUGUCCUGGAACGUGAUGUACGAAAGGACAUGUUUGCCAGGAAUGUGGUGGAGAAUGUUCUCAACAACAGCAGGGUGGAGAGCGCCACCACGAUGGUUGCUUCAGGAGACAACCCGGUUGCCAUGGAGUCGGGGGCGGAACAAAAGGCUGUCGGCAAAGUGCGGCAAAAGGCCAGAGGGAUCCUGCAGGAAAUGGUGGCCAAUAUAUCCCCUGCGUUCAUCAGGUUGACCGGAUGGGUGCUGCUGAAACUUUUUAAUGGUUUCUUCUGUAGCAUCCAGAUCCACAAAGGUCAGCUAGAGAUGGUGAAGAAGGCAGCCAUAGAGCACAAUGCCCCCCUAGUCUUCCUGCCCGUGCACAAAUCCCACAUAGACUACCUGCUCAUCACAUUCAUCCUCUUCUGCCACAACAUCAAAGCGCCACACAUCGCUGCCGGCAACAACCUCAACAUCCCCAUCUUCAGCACAUUGAUAAGGAAACUCGGGGGCUUCUUCAUACGUCGUAAGCUGGACGACCCUGCUGAUGGCAAGAAGGAUGUGCUGUACAGAUCUCUGAUACAUGCGUACACAGAGGAGCUGCUCCGGCAGCAGCAGUUCCUGGAGGUGUACCUGGAGGGGACGCGGUCUCGGAGCGGGAAGCCCUCCCCGGCGCGGGCCGGCAUGCUGUCCUUCGUGGUGGACUCGCUCUGCAGCAGCACCAUCCCCGACGUCCUCAUCGUCCCCAUCGGCAUCUCCUACGACCGCAUCAUCGAGGGGAACUACAACAGUGAGCAGCUGGGCAAGCCCAAAAAGAAUGAGAGCCUGUGGGGCGUGGCCUGCGGAGUGUUCCGGAUGCUUCGGAAGAACUAUGGGUGUGUCCGGGUUGACUUCACCCAGCCUUUCUCCCUCAAGGAGUACCUGGACACGCAGCGAUGUCGGCAGCUCCCAGCUCCCCUCUCUCUGGAGAAUAUCCUGGUUCCCACCAUCAUCGCCGCACAGCCUGACCAGGCUCUCUUCAACGGUGAGGAAGAGGAGCAUGGGUCCAGAGACCUGUCGGACGAGCACUGGAGAAGGCUGGUCAUCAACAACCUGGCCAAGCACGUGCUCUUCACCGCGAACAAGUCCUCGGCCGUCAUGUCUACACACAUCGUGGCCUGCCUCCUCCUGUACAGGCACAGACAGGGCGUGGUGCUGUCGAAGCUGGUGGAGGACUUCUUCAACAUGAAGGAGGAAAUCCUGUCCCGGGACUUUGACCUCGGCUUCUCGGGAAACUCGGAGGACGUGGUCAUGCACGCGCUGCAGCUCCUGGGCAACUGCGUCAACGUGACGAGCGCCAACCGCAACACCGAGUUCAUCAUCGCGCCCAACGCCACCGUCAACGCCCUGUUCGAGCUCAACUUCUACAGCAACGGCCUGUUCCACGUCUUCAUCGCCGACGCCAUCAUUGCAUGCAGUGUGCUGGCGUUGUUGAGAGAGCCGGCUGGGGAGGCGGAGCAGGGCUCGCUGCGGACCCUGGUCAGUCAGGAGCAGCUCGUCAGAAAGGCAGCGGGGCUCUCCCACUUCCUGUCCAACGAAGUCGCUGUGGCGUUACCCUGUCAGAUGAUAUAUCAGGUGUUCCAUGAUGCGGUGACCCGGCUGAUCCAGUAUGGAGUCCUGUACGUGGCAGAGGAGGACCAGGAGGAGCUCAGCCCCACUGAGGAGCCCUGGCCCAAGAAGUUUGGGGAGCCCCUGUCCUGGCGCAGCGAUGAGGAAGACGAAGACAGCGACUUCGGCGAGGAGCAGAGAGACCGCUACCUGAAGGUCAGCGUGUCUGCGGAGCACCAGGAGUUCUUCACGUUCCUGCAGCGGUUGCUGAGCCCGGUCCUGGAGGCGUACAGCGGGGCCGCGAUCUUCGUGCACGGCCUCCACCGCCCCGUGGCCGAGAGCGAGUACACGCAGCAGCUGUUCAGAUACCUGCUGACCCGCACGGAGAAGAAGGUGGCCGUGUUCGGGGAAAGUGCGACACACUACCUCGUGAAGAACACAAUAAGAACCUUCAAGGAACUGGGGGUCCUGAAAGAGAGCCGCGAGAAGAAAGUCACGCUGCUGGAGGUCAGCAGCACCUUCCUACCUCAAGCAAACAGAACAAAGCUCCUUCAGUACAUCCUGGGUUUCAGCCUCUUGUAAAGCGUGACACACACACACACGCACGCGCACACACGCAAAUAUGCGCACAUGCAAGUACACAAACACACAGAUACUCUGCAAAAAGGGCUUUUGCUGGCUAGUUAAAAAAAGGUGCUAUUCUAUGGCAAAGCUUUACCAGGAAGUGCCUUCAUAAAAUGAACUUACGGGAUAAUAGGCUUCUCUUCAGUCUUCCUCCGGAUUAGACAUUUAACACGUGACGUGCAGCUAAUCGCUCAGAGCAGUGCUUGCGCACCACCCGUAAUCCCUGAAUGUACAUUUGAGCGUUUUCGCCAGUGAAAGCCCUAGCUUUUAAUCACUUUUUUUUGUUUUAACCAUGAGAAUGGGGUUUUAUUCAUCUCCGCUGUUUGUCCUCGCUCAAUAGGGCACGAAUGUCAUGCUUGGCACCCAGCAGGUUUCAGGUGUCAAAAAAGUGAGGUGAGACCGAACAUACACCACCGUCGGGAGAUGAUCGUGACGGUUACGAAUGGUGAUAAUGAACGGCGAUUAUCAAGGGCAUUUUAUUCUGUUUGCUUUUGAAGCAUGUGUCUAGGGGAGUAAAACAAAGUGCUUAAGGCUUAAGGAUUUCCAGUAUCGUGGAAACUCCAGGAACUGUAAGGCAGACGCUAAAUUUGAGGUCAUCUCACUCUCUGAGACGCUACAUUGUGUCUUGUGAGAGACUAGUUUUGCUUUCUGAGAAUUAGAUUCAGAGUUCUAGAUAUUGUGCUUGCCCAAGUGGUAUUAGAUUCAGUUUGUGGCUGGGAUAUUAAUGUGGUGACAUCAGCUGCAGAGCAAAUAUGGUAUUCUCAGUGAUCUGUAGAAUUGUCCAUUGAAGAAAACAUUCGAGUUUGACUGCGCUAUCCCAUUAUUUCUACCCGUCUGUCGAGUGAUGUCAUUAUAGUUAACACCCAAAUAACGCAUUACAUUCAGUCAACCUUGCCACAGUGUUACAUAAACAAUGUGUGUUGUUUGGGUGUACUUUCUAUCAGUGGUACAGCAGUACAAAAACAAUGUGAGUUUGUUAUAUGGUGGUGCAUUCUGUCAAUGUUGCUACAAUGUUACCUAAACAAUGUGAGUGUGCAGAUCAGAUUUAUAUUCUGUCAGCUUUGCUACAAUGCUAUGUAACCACCCAAACAGUUGUACAAUGCCGUUGGGUGUGACCUGUUAGCAUUUCUCAGCAAGUGCAAAAUGUGUAGGUUUCCAUUGAACAGUCAAUGUUGUGGUUCCUUUGUAUGUUUGAGAAGAGCGUGUUAGCAGCGUUGGGAUUUCUUUUCCAGUUUUAAAUGUGUCAGAGUAGCCUUACUGCGCUUCACUGUUGCAUUAAACAUUCUGUAACUCCUGAAGAUGGAUGGAAUCGCUGAGAAAAGUCUAAACUUAACCCACAGCUUUCUGUCUUUUCAUUUUGUACUGUAUACUACGAGUUAAGUGUAGUACUCUUUGAUUGGUUGAAGUGUGAACGGGAAGACUACAGGAGAGCUACACCCAUAAGGCGGACUGAAGCAAGUCAUUUGAUAAACUUGGCAUAGCCUCGUGUUGCUUAAGGCGGGCUAAAACUCCCAUGAAUGUGAAGUUUGAAGAUGCACAUUGUCCACAUAAGUACAACUUGUCAUCAGCGCCACACAGUGAGGAGCCAGGUGGUCAAAAUUUAAAAAUAUGGCCCCCGUUUCGUGUCCAAAAAAAAAAAAGUUAUGUGUUAUAUUUUGUAACAUUGCUGUUGCAAUUACAUUUCAAUUAUCGGCACAACCGUGUAAGCUAUGGUAAACCUAGGUUACCCUCAGCUAACCCUAACUUGAAAAUAGGUAGUAAAUCAUUAGAAUAAUUGGAUUGGAUGAAGUGUACAUUUGAAUGUCGUAGAUGUGCCUGUGUAGUCAUUAGUGAUCUGUGAAAAUACUGUUUUUUUCCCCCCUUACAUCUAUUUCACUAAAUUAUGUCAGUAAAGGUUUGAGGCAACAUGGAAACUUGCAGUUUCAAUAACGAUAAUUGUUAUGCAUAAUGAUAAUAAUGAAAAUUAUUACACAUAAUAUGUUUAACCACAUGUUGACUCUCGGUUGCAAAAAGAGAUGUGAAAAUAGAUUCCCCCCCCCCCGUUUCCCAGCUUGCUUCAGUAGGAAGGCUGUGAUAGGCUUUUGGUUGGUUUAAUGUUUGAUUUAUUUUUUUUUUUUAAACACAAUAAACUGUAGGAAUACAAUGCCCAUAGGAUCCUGCAGGAAAAAAAAAUUGUGAUUGAGUGAGGUUUGUCCUAUGACAUAUGCCUGCAUUUAUGUUUAGUACUGUGAAAUCCAUUAAAUAUUCAAAAAGAGUUUUCAGUACUGAUGUCCUUCGUUGACAAUAGCCCGCAUUUACAUUUACAUUUACAAAGGACUUACUUUGUCAUUGAAGUGGGCCUGAUUGGAAGUCACUAAAAUCUGGACCUCACAAUAGUGAUUCCUUGAGCACAAUACCCAAUAAGCCCCCACCUGGGUUACAAACAUGUUUGUGUUUGUAAAACAGGAACCCAUUCUUCCAUAUUUUACCCUUAGAUAGAAGAGUAGGUUUUUGGAAUGCUUUCUGCAGAAUUAUAAAACAGUGUUCUAGAACUCCAUUGCUUUCAAUAACCACUAACAGUUGUUACAUCAGCUAUAGAAUGUUUUUGAUCUCACACCUUAGAAUUUACACCAAGCCAUAGUGCAACAAAAACUAUAAACUCGUUAGCUUUCGCCACUUGGUCUUGUCCCUGAAGAUGUUGUGCGAGUAAGUCCAUUAGGUUUCCAAAGGCUACCAAUUUAGUUCCACUGCACCAAGUGCCCAAAUGCUACCUGUUGUCACCAGUGAGAGCCAUGCUAAUCCUCUAGUUGGAGGUAGUGCAUGGAGUACACCUGUAGUGUGUGGCAAAAUCUCUGGCUUGUGCAUUUGAGGAGAGCAAAAGCUUCAACCGCAGUUGUUCUUGCUAGGGGUACAGGUGACCGCACAUGGUCGGGGGGCACAACUGGAAAUUGAUUACAGAUUGAAACUGGGAGUAAAAUUGGGUCUGUGUGGGAGGGUUUCUGAUAAUUGGUAUGCCUGGAGAGCAUGAGCUUACCAUAGCAAUAUGUUAUCCCAUACUCGCAUUGUUGUCUAAAGAAAGGGUUGGUUUUGGUUUGAUGAAUGGUACUCAAGAUACUGAUGCUAUGCAACCUAUAUCCAUCACGCAAAUCAUUUCUGCGAACUAAUCCAUCUCAUCUCAGCAAAAUGAUGAGCGUGCGCGUCCUCUUGACUUCUAGCAUAGUCUGCUGUUAACGUAUGGAACUGUUGUGUGGAUCCUGGGUGUAGACUGGAUGGAUGCUAGGUAGAGACCGGAUAGAUGACCAGUUGCGGUUUCUAGUCCUCCACAAACAGCCGUUGUGUCCAGUUCACUGCAGUACCGAAUGCCACUGAAUGGGGUUUGGGACAUUAUCAGGGUUAAACUAACCACACCAGUUCCAGGAAGUAGAGGGCAGAGGAACUCCUGUGCAUUUAAUUUUAAAAAAAUGUGCGUGAGCAUAGCUAGCAGCAGAGCACUAAAGCCGUUCCUGCUGAACGAUGAAAGAGACGCGCUCUCUUUGCGCUUGAGCCACCGAGUCAGAAACGGGCUUCUGCCGCCGCGUCUCUGAAGCCGCUUUUACGAACAUCCGGCAGCGCAGACGAACGGUCCCUGUGAAGCUCGCCGAUCCGGCCGAAAACCAAACUAACAAAUCCAGCUCCGCAGAAGAACUUCACCACAUCCUUGAAACUUUGAACAGGGCAGGUUUAUUUCCCCUCACGGACAUACGGCCUGAUUUAUUGACACCUUUAGCAAAACCAACAACGCAACCAGUGAUUGGUCAUGGCAUUUGUUUUGCGCCAAUCAAUGGUUGUGUUAUUCAUUUUGCGAGUGCUAAAAUGUUUUGCACGUGCUGAAGGUUUCAGUAAGUCAGGCCCGUACUGGCUGGCUGAGAGCUGGAUUGAUGGAGUGAGUUGAACACUCGGCAGAGGGGUGUGAUAUUACUGAUCAAGCAUGGGGGAGCGGUCAAUUAAACUUUGGAAAAAAAUACACUCGUCUGCGUAUUUGCUGUUCUUGUCAACAGGCACGAAAAAAAAAACAACUGCAGUGCUCAUUUUGUUUCCUUAUGUAAUUAUUCUUGCACUUAAAAUUAAAAAGACAAAGCAAUAAUGAACCGUGUCCUUUUCUUAUAGCACACACUCCAAACGCAUCAUGCAUACACAUGCUUUCGGCAUAUUAUGCACACACACACACACACAAAUUAAAUAGCGCACACACAUGCACAUGCACUCACUGAACACACUCUAAACUGUAGGCAAAUAAUGUAUGAUGUAGUUAGUAAGUUGAAAAAGUCAUUCUAAUUUUGAGCUGAAAGGUUAGUGUGUGCUAAAUGGCAUUCUCUGGCAGCACAUGUGACCAAUCCGGUCUCUCGUCAUGUAAAGAGCUCUGGUCACAGUGAACGUGAGUCGCCCCGAAAACAAUGAUGUGUUCAUUCAUGCAGUCAAUUGUUGUUACAUUACAUUCUAUUAUUUUAAUCUUCAGAAAAUUAACUGCUGUGUCAAUGUUUCCUUUUCUCUGCAUGGUUAGAAAAAUGCGCUGUAAGGUAACCCUGAAACAAAAAGAGCUGUACCUCUGAUUACAGAAUCAUGGUGACGCACAUGUAUGUUUUUGUUUGGUUUUGUUUUAAAUAGGUUUAUUAAUUUAUCUCCAGGUUUUGUUUACUGUAAAUGCAUUGCUUCAUUUUCACCAGUUGUAGUUUAACGCAAUGUUUUAGCACACUUAUGAGGAUUGUUUUGUUUUUAAAUAAAUUAAUGUUGGAGAGA
Anguilla anguilla (European eel) is the source of this 7721-nucleotide messenger RNA. RefSeq names its product glycerol-3-phosphate acyltransferase, mitochondrial (gene gpam). The transcript has 21 exons. Bases 450 to 2924 code for a protein of 824 amino acids. Gene Ontology annotation, cellular component: plasma membrane; mitochondrial membrane. The record is from RefSeq and is a predicted model, not a curated record. Lineage: Eukaryota; Metazoa; Chordata; Actinopteri; Anguilliformes; Anguillidae. Gene Ontology annotation, biological process: phospholipid biosynthetic process. Gene Ontology annotation, molecular function: glycerol-3-phosphate O-acyltransferase activity.